Bipolaris sorokiniana ND90Pr is the source of this 1524-nucleotide messenger RNA. RefSeq lists its product as uncharacterized. The transcript is spliced from 2 exons. NCBI's taxonomy places the organism in Eukaryota, Fungi, Ascomycota, Dothideomycetes, Pleosporales, Pleosporaceae. The coding region runs from base 1 to 1524 and encodes 507 amino acids. The record is from RefSeq and is a predicted model, not a curated record.
AUGGCGUCCUAUCUCGAAAAGGUGCGUCGGCAGUCAAAGCAGCUGUUCCCACAGAAUAAACAGAAGCCCGGACCGCCGCCAAUCGAAGACCCUCCCAAGGUUUCCGAGUCCACGACACCAAAAGUAGAAGAUGCCGCUGUUCCCAAGAUUGAAGUGCCCGCUGCAACAGAGCCUAGUGGGCCAAUUUCCGAGCCGCCAGCUCCGACAGUUGCAGAAGCAAGCGAAGAAGUAGGUAGCGACCCUGUACUGGAUCCUGAAGAUCAGAAGUUCCUUGAGCGACUCGCUGCCAUUGCCUCAGAGCCCGAGGGUACACCUCCGCCUCUGCCUGAGCGUGCAACUGCAGCCGGUGAUGUGGGUGAGAAGAAGAUUAGUAAAGAUGCACAGGAGGCACUCAUCGACGGUGCAGACAAGAUUGCACUUCCUUUAAGCCCACCUGUGACAGCUGUUGAGACUAGCGAUAAGGGCAAGGGCAAGGCUACAGAAGGUGGCCUGGGCCGGAAAAAGAGUGUCUUGUCCUACUUCCAGCUGCCCAAGUUCGGUAAGAAGGACGGAGAAAAGGCAAAAGAGAAGUCGUCCAAAGACAAAAAAGUAGUAGUCACGGAGAAGGAUAGGGCCCAAUUCGCAGACGAUCUCCAGGCCGCUGCUGAGGCUGCCAAAACUGCUGAGCUCACCGACGCGCAGAAGCAGGACAAAGAACUCACUGAUAUCCUGGACCAGCUGAACCUCUCAGCAGUCAACAACCGCGUCUUCAGCUUCAGCAAAGAGUCGGAAGACCUCCUCAACAAAUUCACCCAAGUCCUUAAGGACCUUGUCAACGGUGUCCCUACAGCCUACACCGAUCUCGAGAAGCUCUUUACAGACUACGACAACCAGCUCAAGAAGAUGUACGCUAGUCUCCCACCCUUCUUGCAGAAUCUAGUCAAGAGUCUGCCAGCCAAGCUCACAGCUACCCUGGGCCCGGAGUUGAUGGCUGCGUCGUCCGAGAAGCCUGGAUUCGACGCCCAAGCAGCUGCCGAGGGAAGCAAGUUCAAGGGUGCGAAAAACAUGCUGCCCCAAGUUCCGAGCUUGAAGUCUCUGCUUUCUGCCCAAGGCGCUGUUGCAACGGCGCUUCGAAGUAUUGUCAACUUUUUGAAGUUUAGGUUCCCGGCUCUUGCCACGGGAACGAAUGUUAUUAUGAGUUUGGCAGUAUUCGUCCUCCUCUUCGUCUUUUGGUACUGCCACAAGCGCGGCCGUGAAACGCGUCUUGAAAAGGAACGUCUUGCAGCCGAAGAAGGCCAAGGAGGCAAUAUCAGCGGUGCACCCUCUGUAAAUGGGGACGUCGACUCGAUUUUCGGGUCUCAGAUCAAGACGAGAGAAGGUGAGGGUGCGCCGGCUGCGACGCCGCCGCAGGAACCGCUUAUUAUCAGCAAUGGCAGGGAGAAGGAAGAGCAGGCGGCAGGUGUGAGUGAUUUACCGAGUGUAUCGCAUCUCCCUGAUCCAAAGGGCGGAGAAGCACCGGCAGCGCCGCCGUCUGAGGGGAAGUAG